Messenger RNA from Rattus rattus (black rat), 3171 nucleotides. RefSeq names its product selectin P (gene Selp). Gene Ontology annotation, molecular function: sialic acid binding; oligosaccharide binding; calcium ion binding. The record is from RefSeq and is a predicted model, not a curated record. The transcript has 16 exons. Gene Ontology annotation, biological process: leukocyte tethering or rolling; heterophilic cell-cell adhesion; response to cytokine. Bases 12 to 2318 code for a protein of 768 amino acids. NCBI's taxonomy places the organism in Eukaryota, Metazoa, Chordata, Mammalia, Rodentia, Muridae. Gene Ontology annotation, cellular component: external side of plasma membrane; membrane.
UCGGAGAGGACAUGGCCGGCUGCCCAAAAGGUUCUUGGAAGCCAAGACUCCGGAGUGUGGUCCUGGGAGCUGCUCAGCUUGUCUGGUUCAGUGCUUUGAUCUCUGAGCUCGUAAAUCAGAAGGAAGUGGCCGCGUGGACCUAUAACUACAGCACGAAAGCAUACUCAUGGAAUAACUCACGGGCAUUCUGCAAGAGGCACUUCACAGACUUAGUGGCCAUCCAGAACAAGAAUGAAAUCGCUCACCUCAAUGACGUCAUCCCAUACGUCAACUCUUACUACUGGAUUGGUAUCCGAAAGAUCAACAAUAAGUGGACCUGGGUGGGAACCAAUAAGACUCUCACGGCGGAGGCUGAGAACUGGGCUGACAACGAGCCCAACAACAAGAGGAACAACCAGGACUGUGUGGAGAUCUACAUCAAGAGUAAUUCGGCCCCUGGCAAGUGGAAUGAUGAACCCUGCUUUAAACGAAAGCGGGCCCUGUGCUACACAGCCUCCUGCCAGGACAUGUCCUGCAACAACCAGGGGGAGUGCAUCGAGACCAUUGGGAGCUACACCUGCUCCUGCUACCCGGGCUUCUAUGGGCCAGAGUGUGAAUAUGUCCAAGAGUGUGGAAAAUUCGACAUCCCACAACACGUUCUCAUGAACUGCAGCCACCCUCUGGGGGACUUCUCCUUCAGCUCUCAGUGUACCUUCAGCUGUGCUGAGGGCUAUGACCUGAACGGACCCAGUGAGAUGCAAUGUUUGGCCUCUGGAAUCUGGACAAACAAUCCCCCACGAUGUCAAGCUGUGCAGUGCCAGAGCCUGGAAGCCCCUCUCCAUGGAACCAUGGACUGUAUGCACCCAUUGGCUGCCUUUGCCUAUGACUCCAGCUGUAAAUUUGAGUGCCAGCCUGGAUAUCGGAUGAGGGGCUCUGACAUACUCCACUGCACUGACUCUGGUCAGUGGAGCGAACCAUUGCCAACCUGUGAAGCCAUUGCAUGUGAACCGCUGGAGAGCCCCCUCCAUGGGAGCAUGGACUGCUUCCCAUCCACAGGAGCAUUUGGGUACAACAGCAGCUGCACUUUUCGUUGCACAGAGGGAUUCGUGCUGAUGGGAAAUGAUGCCAUUCAUUGUGCUGACUUGGGGCAGUGGACGGCCCCAGCCCCAGUGUGUGAAGCGUUGCAAUGUCAGGAGUUUCCGGUCCCAAGUAAAGCCCAGGUGAGCUGCUUGGACCCCUUCGGGACCUUGAGGUACCAGUCAACCUGCAGCUUUUCCUGUGAUGAAGGCUCACUCUUGGUGGGAGCAAGUGUGAUAAGAUGCUUGGCUACUGGACACUGGAGUGAGGCCCCUCCUGAAUGUCAAGCUGUCUCCUGCACCCCUUUGCUCAGCCCUGAGAAUGGAACCAUGACGUGUAUCCAGCCUCUCGGGCAUUCCAGCUACAAAUCCACAUGCCAGUUCAUGUGUGACGAAGGAUUUUAUCUAUCUGGACCAGAAAGAUUGGACUGUUCUCCAUCUGGACACUGGACAGGCAGCCCUCCAACGUGUGAAGCCAUCAAGUGCCCAGAAAUCUUUGCCCCAGAACAAGGCAGCUUGGAUUGCUCUCAUGUUCACGGAGAAUUCAAUGUUGGCUCCACCUGUCACUUCUUCUGCAACGAGGAGUUUGAGCUCCUGGGAUCUCAAAAUGUGGAGUGCACAGUGUCUGGAAGAUGGUCAGCGCCGCCACCAACCUGCAAAGGUGUAACAUCACUUCCUGUCCCAUCGGUUCGAUGCCCCGCCCUCACUACUCCUGGACAGGGCACAAUGUCCUGUCGACACCACCUGGAAAGCUUUGGUCCGAACACCACUUGUUACUUUGGGUGCAAAACUGGAUUUACGCUCAGAGGAGCCAACUCUCUCCGCUGCGGGGCUUCAGGACAAUGGACAGCAGUGACGCCCGCGUGCAGAGCCGUCAAAUGCUUGGAAUUGCACAUGGACACAGCAGUCGCGAUGAACUGUUCCAACCCCUGGGGAAACUUUAGCUACGGAUCAACCUGUGCCUUCCACUGUCCAGAGGGGCAGUCACUGAAUGGCUCUGCCAGGACAACCUGCCAAGAGGACGGUCACUGGUCAGAUGCCAUGCCAACCUGCCAAGCAGGGACGCUGACGAUCCAGGAAGCUCUGACUUACUUGGGUGGCGCCUUGGCUUCUACAACAGGCCUGGCAGUGGGCGGGACGCUACUGGCUCUGCUAAGAAAGCGUCUCAGAAAGAAAGAUGAUGGAAAAUGCCCCCUGAACCCUCACAGCCACCUAGGAACAUACGGAGUUUUCACGAACACUGCAUAUGACCCAACCCCUUAAGAGGCCUGGUCUCCCGAUGUCUAAUUCGAUCUCUCAGGAUUCCGCAUGCAGAUAACAAGUUUCCUGGUCGACUUGACUGUCACUCCCCAGCAUUUGCUGCGGUUCUUUGUGGUAAAUAAUUGGACAGGAACCAAACGAAAGGACGAUGUGCUCCGCCCAUCCCUUCCUGCUCCGCCCCUCACCUUCCUCGGGCUCAGACACAGAAACAGGAGCAAAUGUUUCUGCUGUGGUCUGUGGCUUGAAGUUACUUUGCUCCCGAGUUAGUCCAAGGCACUGGAGCAUCUGCCUCACCAGGUGACCAGGCUGUGGAAAACCGGAAGUCUGUCUGCUUUCUCUUGGGAUUGAAGAAUGGCGAUGUUGGUGGGCAGGCAGACCUCUCGUUUAAGGGAACGCCUGCUUUAAGAUCUCCUGGGUCUUCCGUGUUUCUUAUCUCUGAGGUUGUUUACACCUCUGCUGCUGAGACUUUCAGAUGGUACUAGGGGACACAGAAGAUCGGGAACAGAGCAUGGACACCCCAUCUGACUGCAGACUUUCCCUCCGCCAAAGCACCCAAAGGCCAUUGUUUGACUGUAGAGUUCAACUCCCCCAGACAUCAAGCUCUUCACGUUUUGUUCAAUGAGGUCUGUGUAUCUCACUUUGUCUACCACCAAUGUGGUCACAGUUACAGUCCUCCAAAUGACAGCCGGACCCUCCAGUGAGCCCACAAAUAUAUGUUGUAUGUCCCCUGUCCACAGAGAGAAAAAUCAGAGGAGCAGGAAAGGUCCUCUUUGCGUUAUUUUGUUCUGCAGGAAAGAACAGUUAUGUUUUAUACGUAACUUAAUUCACAUAUUUAAUAAAUAAGUCACUGAAAAUU